Messenger RNA from Chiloscyllium plagiosum (whitespotted bambooshark), 2443 nucleotides. The record is from RefSeq and is a predicted model, not a curated record. NCBI's taxonomy places the organism in Eukaryota, Metazoa, Chordata, Chondrichthyes, Orectolobiformes, Hemiscylliidae.
AGCACGGGAUCGCGCCUUCUGUUUCCAUGCUGUUAAUUACUCAAUAGUUUAAUAGUUUCCUUAGUUAACCGUGAUCAAAACCACUUCUGCACCUUUCAAAACAAAUCUGCUAAUAAUUCCUUCUGGAUGUCAGACGCUGUCCUUUUGAAAGUUAAAGAUAACUUAAUCAGAUGCCCCAGUAAUCAAUACCACUGCCUGAUGGUGUGACAGUAGGUUCUUUUGUGAUGUCGCAGACAAAUUGCAGAAUGACUUCCUUGGAAGCUAAUAAUGCUGACAGCACGUUGGUUCUCAGUACACCACCCUCUGUCAAUGCGAAAAACAGGAAAUAUUCUCCCGUUAUAUUGGAAGAGCAAGAAAGGAAAGCAUUAGAUGUGAAGAAGAUUGCAGUGAAAAAGCUGAAGAAGUGCUGUUCUUGCACCCCAACAAAGGCAAAAGACUUUUUUGUUGAUCUCUUUCCUGUUAUACGAUGGUUUCCAAAGUACAAAUGGAAAGAAUGGAUUUUGGGUGAUAUUAUGUCUGGACUGAUUGUGGGCAUCCUACUUGUCCCUCAGUCAAUAGCCUAUUCAUUGCUUGCAGGGCAGGAACCAAUAUAUGGGCUUUACACAUCAUUCUUUGCCUGCAUCAUCUACUUUCUGAUGGGAACAUCAAGGCAUAUUUCAGUUGGUAUCUUUGGUGUGCUUUGCUUAAUGAUUGGCCAGGUUGUGGAUCGAGAAGUUCAGUACUUUGGGUUUGACCUCAAUGAUGUUAAUAAAACUGCCCAAUCAGAAAUGUUUAACCAGUCCACGGAUUUUUGUGACAGAAGUUGUUUUGCCAUUCGCGUUGGCUCUACUUUGACAUUUAUGGCUGGUGUCUAUCAGGUAAGUUGAAUACUUAUCUAAAUCUAAAUUGAUGCUUACUGUAUGCACAAUAUAAUGAUUAUUUGAUAGAUUUGAAACUUAUUCCUUGAGAGUUGGAACUAAAACUACAUCAAUUCUGCUAAUUAUCUUACAGUUAAAUCUCCUCAUUAGAAUAUGGUUGAAUAGAAAAUUGGGGAUAGAGAAGGCAUGGGACUUUUAGUGAAAACUUGAAGUUUCAACUUAUUUGGGUUUCAUUUGUGAACAUUAGGCACAGUGUGUUUGAGAGCCUUCACUUAAGGCAGCAUGAGGGUAGGUGAAAAUAAGUUCUCGGCAAAACUUAACAAAACACCAACAAUCUUUUCUCAAGCUGUACCAGGAAAUCUGGUCAUAAUUUUAACACAGCCCCUGAGCAAGUGCAUUUGCAAGAAGUUAAAAUAUGGGUAUCAGUGAGGUUCAAAAGUAUGCAAGGUUGUAUAAUUUGGAGAUGUCUGUUUUGGUAUCACAAAGAAAUUUAGAUCAGGCAGAAUUUGUUUGGAUAACCAUAAAAGAUCGGCUAAUAUUUUGAUGCAUGAUUAUACUUGCUUGCAUGAUCUGCACUGAAAAUAUUGUAAUCAUAAGCCAUAUAAUUGAUUAUGCUCACAAAUCCCUGGGUACAAUAAUGGUGGAAAUUUUAAGACUGUUUAUAUCAGUAAAGUUAUUAAACUCAAAGCACCAUUGGAAUGGUUCCUCUUCCCCCUUGCUUACAGUGGCCCACAAAAGAGUUUUCAUUAGUUUUAGAACACUACCAUGCUCAAAUCUAUCAUCAUUGCCCAUUGCCACAUCUUCUAGACAAGCACAGAAUAGGGUAUGAAGCAAUCAUCUCAACAAUCAUUCAAAUUAUAGAAUCUUCAUUGAGACAUGCAAAGUCUAAGCCAAGUGCUAUAAAGCAUGGAUUUGGAGUUAAAUUUAAUUCAAGUACAGAAAAGUAUGCCAGGAUUGGGAAAGAGAAGAUCAAGAUAAUGAUAUAAGAAACACACAGCUUUGGAGAAAAAAAUGGGCUUAAUGGAGUAAAUGGUUGCCUUCUAAAUUGCUGUGUGACUUCAAGAUUUUACAUCUCCAUCUUCAAUUUCUGGAAGAAUGGAAUUUAGUCCUGUAAAUUAAAUUUUUAUGGCCAGAGAGAUUAUUUACUGCAGAAUCUGUUCUCAUUGCCUUCUAAAAGUGUACUUACUUCUAAAUUUCCCAGCCAUCUUUAGUGAGGAAGUAUUCUAAUUUUCGUGAGUUUACAUUAUAUCAAUUUGGCAGUGAAAUCAUUCUGUGAGGAUUGUUGCCCCUUACACUGUACAGCAGUAUUUCUGAAGGCACCUUCCAGAUUUCCAAUCUCGGCAGCACUUGUGUGGACACUGCAAGUUGUUGGCAGGUUUACGUUAUUAUAGUGGCAAGGGCUGUUCACAUCCCCUUUAUCAGGUCGUUCUAUUUAUUUACCUUUUUCUGUUAUCCAUUUCAAUUCAAACAAAAGGUCAAAUUGGAUUUUAAGCUGAAUUUUUAUGCAAUUUAGAUUUCUUACCCCUUUUAUAAAAGAAUAAAUCAAUCCAACAUCGAGUAUAGGAGAUGGGAGGUCAUGUUGCAGC